This is a messenger RNA of Dreissena polymorpha, 5067 nucleotides long. Its product is annotated as mucin-4-like. Bases 231 to 4430 code for a protein of 1399 amino acids. The record is from RefSeq and is a predicted model, not a curated record. Gene Ontology annotation, molecular function: protein tyrosine phosphatase activity. The transcript is spliced from 18 exons. Lineage: Eukaryota; Metazoa; Mollusca; Bivalvia; Myida; Dreissenidae. Gene Ontology annotation, biological process: protein dephosphorylation.
UGAUAACUGUUAUCAGAUUCAUUAUACCAAAUUGCCUCUCCGAUAACUGAUUGUAACAGUCACAGUUAUCUGCAAUUGGACAAAGUACACACAACACGGACCACGUGACUGUGGUAAUGAAACACUUGAGAAAACGUACGGAUUUACUUUCCUAUUUUGCUAGACGUCCAAAAGGCUAAAUUCAUGCCCGUUCUGAGAUCUGAACAUAACCGAAAAAGGAACUGCUAACAAUGUUGAAGACAUGCUUAUACGUUUACAUAGUUUUGGUGUCCUGUUACAAUUAUGCACUGUCCAAUGUCCUCCCUACAAGUGGACGACCGCUUAAUCUACCACCUGAUUUAAUAGAUGCAGUAAGCCGACACGAUCACGGUUCGUCGUCAGUCGAGACGGACCCCGGUUUUCCUGGUGUCAGAUAUGCCCCCAAGCUAGACACCCCUGACGUAAACCAAGGGAGUUACACAGACAACAGCGAACUUAGACACAAUGACGCAGCGGAACUGCCUGAAAUUGGUUCUGAUAGGUACGAUCGCGAACUAUCAGCAGAAAACAGGACACUGAAAGGUAAGGAUCAUGGCCCGAGUCACAACAAGCGUGACAUAGAAGCUGCGUCCUCAUACGAAGACGGAAGUAGUUGGCAAGGGAUUGAUUUGUCAUCUGAAACUCAUACUAACGACACAAGCGAUACUGGUAUAUUGUUCGACACAAUGCAUGGUAAUGAUGAUCAACCUAUUGAACAGCAUGCUGGUGGUUUCCAAUCUACAAACACUGUCCGAGAACCAGAGCAUAGACCGUUCCUGCUUGACAGCAGCGUGGAAAAGGUCAGUCCUCAGCUGCCGACGUUAAGUACAAGAACAACACCGAGAAUGAACGCACUGUUAGAACACGGCGUAGACCAUAUCAACGUAGAUGAAAGUGGUUUACCUGGUUAUAUAGAUAACCAUCACAUUGAAAAUGAAGAACGCCAUUCUAAUGCCAAUCUACAGGAACAAACAAAUAAAAUGUUGCAAACUACGGAAGAAAACACACCUGCUGUUCGUGAGAGCAGUAAUGAAUUAGGUCAUAUUGCCUACCUGUCAAAUGGAGGACCAGAGUAUGAAAGCAGUCAUCAAACGCAUAGUGAAUUUGGGGAUUCACACACGGGUGUUGAUGUACCAAUUGAUAAAGGUGUCCAUGUUACCCCUGGUUACAUUGUAAAUGCCAGUAACCAAUGGACAACGUCAAACCUAACUAACAGACCAUCAAUAGAAAUCAGAAAUAUAACUAUAGAAAAGAUCGCUAUUUUACCAACUCCUGCAUCGACAGAGAGCAAUGGACGCGUUGAACCAACUGAUGAUCAUAGAAACAUUCCCGUGGUUGAUCACGGACAUGGCAAUAUUGCAAUCAUUGACGGUAACUCUGAGGAGCUGACCGGUCAUGCGGCCGGACAUGAAACGGAAGGGCACGAGGCGGGCACCCACGAGCACACGGGUGACGGACACUUGGUCCCAGGUGAAGGUCAUAUCGAGUCGCAUACGACUAUACCCGCACCAGGUGGUGUCGCAAAACCAGACAAGGAGGAGGGAAAAGAAUGGGAUAUCAAACCCACUACAAGGUCGACUAAUUAUAAUGCGUCGACUGAGGCAUUAACAUUGCGUGUCUUGGAGCCAUCCAAAGAAAGUAUUGAACCAACAUUGUCCUAUGAAUCACAUAACGAUAGUUCAUACCCUGCAAGACACAUGCCAUCAUUUUAUUCAGAUUACGAGUACGACAGUGACUUUUAUUUUAUUACAGACUUUUUGAGCGGUGAAAGAAAUACCGCGGUUGUGUCAGGUACCACUUCUGAAAACACAUCUCCAAUUCUAACAAGUACACAUUCAACCAUAACUUCGUCGUCUGUCACCAGUAUGGUGAACCCCUCAUCAUCCCCUCGCGAUACCGCAUCAACAACAAUUUCUGAAACAAAUCAUAAAGUUUUAUUUUCAACUAAAACAAGUGAAUCAACUGAGCAAUCUCUUGAUACGUUCCAAUCGUCUGAAAUGGUUCCAUCGUUUUAUAGCUCUGCUCGCACUGGCACCAAUACUGAAUUGUCCGAAAGAACCAGACACAUACCAGAACAAACACAGUAUCUUGAACCAUCUUCAUUUCGAUAUAACUUUGUUUCAAGCAGCACCAGUAUACUACAUUAUACACAGACACCAUCAACGGCCUUGACAUCUGCAUCAUCGUCUUCGCGGUAUUCAGGUGAAUUAACGGAUACUUUACCUUCCGACAGCGGAGUAUUGACGAUUUCAACGUCACCUCCUUCAAUUGCAACCUCAGUCCCAUUACAAGAACAGCGGACCAUUAUCGCAACACCCAGUCAGACGCUUUAUGUAACACAGAUGACAGAUACACCAGACCAAAACUCUGAAUCCCAUAGGAAUGUAACGAAUUUUGUUACAAUCCCAUUUAUUGCUAAAAACGAAUCAACCCAUCAUUCUGAGGAGCCGGAACGAGAAUUAAUCCCUACAACUAUGAGUUCAGUCAAUCAAAAUGCUACCACCAGACCCGGGGUAACUCAGCCUUUCCUCGGAAAUACAACCACUACAACUACCAUAUUUACCAUGGCGGUAAAUACGUCUCGGCGAACUUUAAAGCCUUUUUCCAGGAUAUCAUUGCCACCAAUUCUUACCGAAUUUACAAGACUGACAUCUGCUGCCAGUCUCCCAAACACAAGUGUUAGCUCCUUGGUGACCGGGAACCAGGUAGUCUCGAGCACCACCACACCAGUAGGCAGAACUACGAAGAAAACGGGAACCACUAAAGACAAGGAUGAACCUGACGUUGGAGGCAAUGAUGGACGUGUCACCGCGAGGCCUGCACACAAAUCUACUCUGGGACCGGAUGUGUCACUUUCUCCGCCGGUGUUCAUACAGAUCUCUCUACGAAUGAGCUGGGUACAGUUCUGCUCCGCCAAAACCAACUUCAUCAGCACGCUGAGCGAGAUACUGAGCGUGAAAAAGGACGUGUCGCUCACCAUCGAACAGAUUAAAAUACCUAAUCUACCUAUGGAGUACUGUCCUACCGACCUGAACCCUCUGUUGCUGGACAGCGAUGCGCCAGGUGAGAUCACAGUGGAGAUGUACAUCGUGGACAGGGCGGGCAAGGUGGACAUCACCCUCACUGUGGACGCCUCCAGCGUGUUAGAGAAGGGCUUCAGGGACUCCACGUCCAUCUUCAAGGACAAGAUUGUGACAGUGACCCUGCAGCGCCUGCACACGAGCCCACCUGACCCCGUGGUCAACACGAGUCAGAAAGCGCACAGCGGCGUUACCAUGGUGAUCAUCAUAGCGUCCGUGGGCGGCGUGUGUUGCGUUAUGCUGGUCGUCCUGCAGGUAGUGCUACUGCAUCGGCGUGUAAAGGCGAAGAAGGCUCGGUUCUUUGUGAGUCAGCAGCCCUCGAUCCACAGCCUGGACCACGUGGCGCUGGGGGCUAUCCCUAAGUCGCGACCCGGAAGUGGCUACUGGAACCCGGCACUGGCCGACACGGCCGAGCUGCCGGAGAUAGCAGAGUAUUCACACACGAUGUCAUACUCGGCCCUGGCCAAUUUCUGUAUGGAUGAGGCUGCGGUGCAGGCCGAGUUUCAGACGAUCCCCGAGUGCACGGUGGACUCGAGCAGUGUACCGGUCGGGGUGGAAGACAAGAACCGCUUUGCUAACGUUCUCCCACAUAAACACAGUAGGGUGAAACUGCAGACGGAUGAUGUCAACACCUCCGACUACAUUAAUGCCAACUAUGUCAACGGCUACAUGGGGGAGCGCAAGGUGUACAUAGCGACCCAAUCACCGCUCGUGAACACCGUGAACGAUUUCUGGCGGAUGGUGUGGCAGGAGCAGUCACGUGUCGUCCUCACCCUCAACCCGCUUGGAGCAAACGGAAAGCCAAAACAGAGCACGUGCUAUUGGCCGGACAGCUUGAACACUGACCAACGGCGAGAGUUCAGUGACCUCAUCGUGACAUUAAAAAAGAGGGACGAGCAGCGUGACUAUGUGGACUGUACACUAGAAAUACUGGAUAUUGAGCGCAAUUUGAAGCGCCAGGUGCACCACUUUCAGCUUACCUGCUGGCCGGACACGCGGCCUCCGGAGCCGCUUUCCCUGGUCAAGUUCGUGCUGGACACGAGGCCGCAUUAUGAGAACAGCCGCAAACCGGUCAUCAUUAAUUGCGGCCCCGGCACGGGCCGCACGUGCACACUGAUAGCCCUGGACACGUGCAUGCGGAUGUUCGAGGACCAGCGGCGCGUUGACGUGUUUGGCUGCGUGCACAGACUGCGGGGGGAGAGGGCAGGGGCCGUACAGACCAGGGAACAGUACCUCCUCCUCUACCAGGCAUUGAACGAGUAUGCGGUGAUCUUGAACAGCCCAUCGGUAUCCACGCGUAGUUCCGUCAUCACCCUACACGCCAUGCUGUAAAAAUAUACCAUGUGACACAUAACACGUGACACAUUCCACCAUCACCUUACUGGCCUGGCUUCGUAGUGUGUAUGCAGAUUUUGAUACUUUCCUUCGGCUGGCAGGCCAGUUUUGUGUCGAAUUAUAUUUUUAAUUAAACUAAGCGAUAAAGCCAGUAAGGUUUAAAAUCACACGAAGUGUAAUUAAAUUUCUCAAAUUCCACCAAAGAUUUUCGAGAUAGACGAUACCAGACGUUCUGUUUUAUACAUGUUUGUAUUAUUUCAUCAUAGUUUAGUUUAUAUUAAAAAAACAGUGUUUUGUUAUCAGUUGCUUUGAUUAAAAUGUUUUAUGUAAAGAUCUUUAUUAUUUAAAAUGACUUGCUUCAAUAGCGCCAGGUCAAUUUAACAAUCAUGCUUGUUAUAUGUUUAUAUAAUUAUGAUUGCAGUUUGCAUAAUUUGCAAUAGUGUUUUAUUGCCGUGUAAGAUUGCACGGCUGUAAACAGACCAAAUUACGUUAAAACUAUUGCAAUCUCAAAUGGAAUAUCAAUUCUAUGUGCAAUAUGAUAUAAAAUGUUUUACAGUUUAUUAGUAAUGUUUCAAUGUGUGCUCAUGCUAUUCUACACCGGUUUUUUUUUCAUUUGAAUAAACAUUUGAUUAUU